AGCUUCCCGGACAUAGCUCAGGGGUGAGUGCGGGCAGAGGCCUAACGGCGGUGACAGUGAGUGCGCUACCAGGCAGAGGCCCUGACAGGCGAGGGCGCGCUCAGUUCGAUAGCUUGAAGAUGGCCGACCUGCAGCUCCAGAAGAAAGGCAAGAAGAACGACAACGGGGUUGGCAGCGUGGUGGAUUUCCUGCUGGCCAAUGCCCGCCUGGUGCUCGGGGUCGGGGGAGCCGCCAUGUUGGGCAUCGCAACACUGGCCGUGAAAAGGCUCAUUGAUCGUGCAGCGUCCCCUCCGGAUGAUAAAGAGCUGGAUGAGAAAGCGGAGCAGAAAUCCUUAGAGGAGACGUGGAAAGAAGCCGUCUUGGUGAAAACCUCUCCCAAGUUCAGCAGAAAGACGAAGCGGAUAGAUCUCGGGGUCCCUGUUUCUCAGGAGGAGACCGGCGAACCAGUUCCAGAGCCGUUGAGUGCCGAGCAGGAUAAACCCGCCGAUGAACUGAAAAAAGCCCCCAUUUGCUUCACUCUGCAAGAGCGGCUGCUGGAUUAUUCCAGACAUUGCGCCGGCGCCUCAGAGCGUCGGGAGCAGGCAGGAUGCCGGCUGGUGCUCGACAUCAUGGCGGAGCUACAGGACUUUCUGCGCGCCAAACACCCGGAGAUGCCGUUCUCUGCCAUGCAGCUAGGGGGCCCUCUAGGCAGCUGUCUCCCCAUCGGCUGUUCAGAGCACACGGGCCUGACGCUCCCUCUGGUCUUGGAGCCAGAACUGUGGCGGUUUAUCCCGGGCCACGAGACGAUCCUGAAUGAGCCCCAGUUUUGGAUGGUGAAGAGAGAGGACAUGGAAUUCACGGCCCGAGGCAGCAGCCCCUGGGACAGGUUCAUGGUCGGGGGAUACCUCUCCUCCAGGACCGUCGUGGAAUCCUUGCACAAGACUCUAGUGGGAUCCAUCAACUGGCCAGCGAUCGGGACCAUGCUGGAGUGCGUCAUACAGCCAGUUAUAGCCCCCGAUGACCUUAAACUGGAAGUGACCCACUCCGACUUCCACAUGAUUAUCCACAUCCUCCCAAUGGUGGCCGCCAAGGACACGGUCCUCCUCGCCCACCACCACCCUAACGCCCCCGCGGAAAACCUCUGGCAUCAAAGCUUCUACGACGAAGAAGCCAGGCUAUUGCAGGAACUGGACGGCGCCGAUUCGGGGGUCAGGCUGCCCUGCCUCCAGAUCCUCCACGGAAUCUGCCGACAGAACCCGUCCCUGAGGCAGCUGCCGGCCGCCUGCUUGAGAAACGUCAUCUUGCACCUCAGUAACGAGACGUCCGAUUGGACGCAGCCCGACCUGGCCGACCGGUUCCUGCAGGUGUUGGAGGAACUGAUCGGUUACUUAGACAAAGGCUUUCUGCCCGGCUACUUCAACGGCAACGUGAACUUGUUCUCUUGUUUAAGGGAGGAAGACAUCGACGAGCUCGGAUACGGCCUGUAUCAGGUUUUCACCGAUCCGGAUUCUUCUUUGAAGAAGUGAAUCCGGGGCUUUGAUCUGCUCUGAGAAUCUGUUAACCCUUUAAUCGCUGCACUUUUCAGAGGUCCCCUCUGAUGCAUUAAGCUCAUGUUAGGGAUAACCUUUACGUGUUAAUUAAUCCCUGAUUGCUUUCUGCUGGAGACUUUGUAGCUUUCAGAUCAGAUAAUUCUGUUUAAAAUCUAAUAUUCGUUUACUUGUCUUCUAAA
Molecule: messenger RNA, 1708 nt
Organism: Spea bombifrons (plains spadefoot toad)
Lineage: Eukaryota; Metazoa; Chordata; Amphibia; Anura; Pelobatidae
Gene: MIEF2
Product: mitochondrial elongation factor 2
Exons: 4
Coding region: 120-1505 (461 amino acids)
Biological process (GO): mitochondrion organization; positive regulation of mitochondrial fission
Cellular component (GO): mitochondrial outer membrane
Source: RefSeq, a predicted model, not a curated record